This is a messenger RNA of Paramacrobiotus metropolitanus, 534 nucleotides long. RefSeq lists its product as uncharacterized. Lineage: Eukaryota; Metazoa; Tardigrada; Eutardigrada; Parachela; Macrobiotidae. The coding region runs from base 1 to 534 and encodes 177 amino acids. The transcript is spliced from 4 exons. The record is from RefSeq and is a predicted model, not a curated record.
AUGGACAAACGAUCAAGCCAGUAUGCAAAUUCGCAUCUCCAGCAUCAAGUUGGCAGCGAAUUUCACAAAAGGGAUCUGCUGGAUGUGCUGGAAAGUGCUACGGAUAAGAACGGGUCACGACUGUCCAAACGCCGUGAUUAUCGCGCGGCACUGAGACCCGCUAAGCGCCAAAACACCAAAAACGUGGAAGAAGCCAUUGCUUACGCGAUCCGCUGGAAAGAACAGCUGCAAGGGAAGUCAGAUAUGCGCGCAUCACUUCCUGCUCCGGUACGACCGUCCCGGCCGUUGGGCCCAAUAUUUGGAAACAUCCGAGUGUCCGAUCGCAUGCGUCGAGGCAAAGCGGAAGAUCUUCUCGGCAAGAAAGACGUUACCGGACAAAACUGCCUGCCCAAUCUGGCGCUCCAGUCACCCUAUUUCGUCCAACCGCCAAAAUCACUGCAUUUGCCGCUUAGUGAGCCUGCUCCAUCCUCUUUUUUGGAUAAAAUACCGGAAAACGAUCAGCUCUCACGACCGCAGACAGACGAGGAGCGGUGA